Puntigrus tetrazona (Sumatra barb) is the source of this 4524-nucleotide messenger RNA. Its product is annotated as gastrula zinc finger protein XlCGF52.1-like. NCBI's taxonomy places the organism in Eukaryota, Metazoa, Chordata, Actinopteri, Cypriniformes, Cyprinidae. The coding region runs from base 2325 to 3500 and encodes 391 amino acids. The transcript has 3 exons. The record is from RefSeq and is a predicted model, not a curated record.
GUGCAUUGAACAAUAUUUGUUUUUUUGUGUCUGUAUAGGUUGAAGCCUCAAGGAGAUAUCUGGAUUGUAAAGGGACUGAGCAAAUAUGCUUGUAAUCUCACACUGGAUCCAAACACAGCACAUACUCAACUCAUUCUGUCUGAAGGGAACAAAACAGUAACAUGUGUGAAAGAGCAUCAACCAUAUCCUAAUAAUCCUGAAAGAUUUGAUCGCUUUGAGCAGGUUCUAUGUAAAGAAAGUCUGACUGGACGCCAUUACUGGGAGGUUAAAUUGGAUGGGUGGGCUCAUAUAGCAGUGGCAAAUAAAGGAAUCAACAGAAAAGAAGGGAGUGACUGUCGGUUUGGACUCAAUAAAGAGUCCUGGAAUCUUUACUGCUGUGAUACAGUCUAUUCUGUCUGGCACAAUAAAGUAAGAAAAAACAUUCCUGUCCCUUCACCCUCCCCUAAGAAAAUAGGUGUCUAUGUGGAUGUACCAUCUGGCACUCUGUCCUUCUACAGCGUCUCAGACACACUCACACUCACACACUUAUACACAUUCAGCACCACAUUCACUGAACCCCUCUAUGCUGGGAUUGCAGUUUAUUAUGGUUAUUCAAUGUCUCUGGGUUAGAUUUAAGAACAUUCUGUAUGGAGCUAGAGAUACAUAUGGAAGUCCAUUUCCACCUUUAAGCAAAAAUGUGAAAGGGAAAAUGCCACUUUAUACAGUACUUUAUUUCUUAUAAUUAUAGUCACAAAAAUGAAGUUGUCAGCUUGUACUAUACAUUGUAACAUCAUUUAACAAAUUAAAAUGUAAAGAUAUAAAGGUGUAAUUAUAAAAAUAUAUGUUAACAUGACAUAAAUGUAUACAUAAUUUAAAGUAUUAAGUCACAUUAUAAAAUAGAAGGACAUGGUUACACUGUAUUUUGUUACAGAGUAAUUAUUCAUUUAUGUUUAUUUGUAAUAUUAACAACAUAUAUUUACUGUAUGGCUAGGGUUAUGAUUUAGGUUUGGCUUAAAGUUAGUUGCAUGUAAUUAUUUAUAUCCUUUACUGUUAUUAUAGUACAUGCAAUAUGUGUAACAAUGGCACCUUAAAAAUAAAAUGUUACCAAAGACACAAUUACCAGAAAUAUUGUCUCAGUUAUGAGACAUGGCCUUAGAGAGUCACAAUGGCACGGUAUUUUUUUAUAAUUUUGGAAGACUUAAAGGAGAGUUUGAGAAUAAAGGCCGAAGAGACAAUGUAAAUCGAUAUGACAUAAUGAAGAAGUUUAAUAAAUGCAAUGUUCUCUUCUGCUUGUCCCACUCUGAAAGUUCUACCCUGUUAGGUUUGCCCAGUCAAAUAGAUGAAUAAAAACCUAUCUGACACAGUGGCGAAAGUUUUGUUCAACUGUAGAAGGUUAGAGAGCUGUAAACAGCUUAUUUAACUCAAAAUUUUCCACCCCGGAAAUUAUAACUCUUCUCACUACCACUAAAAGUUUUAGAUGAAUUUGAAGUCUCUUCUGCUCACCAAGGCUUUAUUUAUUUGAUCUAAAAUACAGUAAAAACAGUAAUAGAGAUUACAAUAUUUAAUCCUGUUAAGUGUGUCAAAGCUUUAUUAAUGUAUAUUAUCUACACUCUAAAAUGGUUUUGAUUUGGUUUUGAUUUAAAUUAUUUAAGAUUUCUUACAUAUCCUGAGAUAGUUACUUGCGCUACACUUUUUCCUGCCUUUUUUACAAUCUGUAACUGUCAAAGUUGCAUCAUUUCAAAGCAAAAAAACUAAACAAAAACAGAAUAUGAACAGCUUUAUACUCACAUCAGAAAACAGAAUAAAAAUAAUUCAAUGGACACCUAAAAAAUGUAUACUUUACUGAGAAAAUAAUUAAUAAUCAUAAAAAGUAAUAAUAAAAUAAAACUGAAAAGUAAAGGGGUAAUUGUUCUAAUUGUGUCUGUAAUCAACCAAGAAUACAACCAUAACUACUCACAAAAAAGAAAGAAAAACCUUCAUAUUAGUUUGUGAGUGGGACUUUUAUUUUGGCAUGUGGCCGUGACGUCACAGGUCUGCGCCGCUCUCUGCUUCUGAUUAGACUGAAGAAAGUGUUCACUUCAAAGCAAACCUUUAGUUCAAGUGAGCGAUGGAAAGUUAGUUCAUUAAUAUUGACUGUAGCGCUUUAUAUAACGAGUAUAAAGUAUCAAGAUAUUUAGAAUGAGUUUGUGAUAAACACGACUUCAGUCCUCGACAGAAACUAGUGACUAGAGAGAGAUGAUUGAGAGAAACAGAUAGAGUUUGGGCUGAUUUUCCUUCAUUCUUCUCAUCUUAAUCAGAAGAGUCUGGAUCUCAGGAGUUUUUUCUGUUUGGACUCUAUUAUAAAGAUGGAGUUUAUUAAAGAAGAGACUGAAGAUGUGAAGAUUGAAGAAACAUUCAGAAUCAAAGAAGAAGACACUGAGGAACAAACAGACCUGCCGCUGAAAGAGGAGAGCACAGAACUGAAGGAAACGGGAGAGAAAAUACAACAUGAAGCUGAACGUGAUUUUAAAGCUGAAGAAGAAUCUUUCAGUUGGCCACAGAUCAAAGAGACUUUCUCACUGCAAACGGCUCCUAAAACAGGAACUGAAAGUUACUUAACCCCUUCUCGGUGUGAAAAGAGUUUGGAUGAACACGGAAACCUUAAAGUCCACAUGAGGAUUCACGGAGGACAAACAUUGACCUGCCGGCGGUGUGGGAAGAGUUUUGGUAGAAAAGAAGACCUCGAUGGCCACCUGAGAGUUCACCCUGAAGACGAGGCCCACACCUGCCCCAAGUGUGGAGUGAGCUUCGAUCUGCUCGUCAACCUUAAAGCCCACGCGAGAGUUCACGCUGAACAGAGUCCCUUCUCCUGCCAACAGUGCGGGAAAGCUGUUCCUUCAAAAGGAAACCUGUACAGGCACAUGAGAACUCACAUCGGAGAAAAGCCUUACGUCUGCCCCGAGUGCGGAAAGAGCUUCGAUCUCCACGGAAGCCUUAAAGUGCACCGGAGGAUUCACACCGGAGAGAAACCGUACUCUUGUCUUCAGUGUGGAAAGAGUUUCUAUAACCAGGGCAACCUUAAGGGGCACAUGAGUCUCCACACCGGAGAGAGUCCUUUCGUCUGCCAGCAGUGUGGAGUGAGCUUCAUCCACGAAGGAUUCCUCAGAAGACACAUGAGAAUUCACGCUGUGGAAAAGUGCGUGUGCCGUCAGUGCGGGAAGAGUUUCAACCGCAAAGGGGACCUUAACAAACACGUCAGGAUCCACACCGUAGAAAACUGCGCGUGCCGUCAGUGCGGGAAGACCUUCAACCGGAAAGGAGACCUCAAGAGGCACGUGAGAAUUCACACGAGAGAAAAGUCCUACACGUGCCCUCAGUGCCAAGAGAGUUUCGAUCUUCACGGGAGCCUUCGAGCCCACAUGAGAGUUCACACCGGAGAGACUCUCUUCCCCUGCCAACAGUGUGGGAAAAGUUUCACUCAAAAAGGACACCUUAGCAGGCACAGGAAAAGACUCCACAGCGCAGGCUUGAUCGACACGUAAGGGUUGGCAGACUUGAACUGUGAUUGAACAUCAAGGUGCUCAGAAGUGAAGACCAGAGUCGCUCAUUACAUCCACGAUCGAACAACACGUCCUAGGUGAUAUUAUCGUGCUAAUCGGGAUCUAGCUAACUCAGGUUUUUUCUUCCCGAUGCGCCUGUUAAUGAUUAGUAUGGAUGUGGAUUGAAGUAUUGGAGAUAAUUACACCUUCAUUCAUUGGUUUAAAAGAGCCUUUUCAGAAUCGACAAAUGACAUACAGUAAAUGUGAUAAUAAAUGAAAUGCAUCCUCUUUGUGUAUCAUGAGAAGGCUGUAAAAUUUUUAUUUAAUGUAGUAAUUAGCAAUUACAUCUAUAUCUUACAGAUUACAGAUUUGUUACAUGACUAUGUUACAUUAAAGGGUCAAGAUUAUGUGAAAGCAUAAAAGCCAUUGUUCCUGGAUGCGUCCUGGCCAGGAUGUCUGUGUUGCCUAAAAUAUCUAGGUCAUCGGUUUCUUAUGUUUUCAAAACGCUCUCAAGAUGCUUUGAAUCAAAGUAAUACAGAAAUCCUCUCAAGGAUGUGUCCUGGAAAAAAUUGCACGUACAGUCAUCCUGGUCCAGAUCACGUUGAAUGUAGAUGAACCAUAGUGGAAGUACUUAUUAGACAUUUUUACAUGAAGCAGAGUAAUUUUACCGCAGUGCUUAAACUUACUAGAUUUGAUUUGUUUUUGACUUUUUAAUAUUUUUUUUUAUUUGGUUGAUUUAAUUCAGUUUGGUUCUAUCAAAUAGUUUUUACGUGCAGAUAUCGCUGUAUGUUUGUUGUCUUGGAUGUUUGGCUUUGUGCACGACUCUACUUUAUCAGUACAGCACGUUGUUAAAGACUAACACAAUUCUAAAGUAGUUUUUUAUGUCAAAUAUAUAUUUUUUAAUGAGUAAACCUGGCUGUGUGUAUUAAUGUAUUAUCUUAAAAUACAUUUUUUAUUAUUUAAAAUGAUUGUCUCUGGUUUACCAGGGUACUCUGGUAAUAAAGUAACCAUGGUUAAAAGACACAAA